AUGGACGAUCUUACCGCCAUCCACAUGCUCCACAUCUCCCUUCGGGUCGGUUAUUUGUAUCAGGAUUUCAUCCUCCACCCGCCGACCACCUAUGAGGAAGUUCUCCGUCGAGUGAUGGAUUAUGCCAAUGCCGGUGAGGCAAACGCCGUCAAGAGAUCGCAAAAGGUCGGAACUUCAUCCCGGAAGCCCUCCGGUCGGGCGGAACAUCGAUCGAGUGAUGACCAUCCCCGACCCCGUACCCGACUAGAGGAAUUUACGGCAUUGAACCGGUCCGCAGCGGAGGCCAUGCAGUACGCCCAAUCCUGCAAUCUGAUUCACCUUCCCCACCCCGGACAGGACGGGCCAGAUAAGUCCAAACAUUGCGCUUAUCACCGUUGCGCCGGGCAUGACACCGAGGAAUGCACACAUUUGAGGCAACUGUUGAAAGAUCUGCUUAACUUGGGGAAGCUUGACAAAUGUGUGGGCAAAAGAGAGGAGAGCAAGAAAGUUGCCGAUCGGAGGGAUCACAGACGUUCCCAUCAACGUUCAGAUCGGUCGGGUCAAGACCGUAAAGACCCCUACCCUCCAUCCAGCAGUCGACCGGCGUUCAAACCGACCAUUCAUGUGAUCUUUGGCGGUUUGGAAGACGCAUCCCGACCCCGGGAGAGCUGCCCGGUCGCGACCGUAGACUCCUGUGAAACCGGGAAAAGGCAGAAGAUGGAGCCUAUCACCUUCUCUUUGGAGGAUCAACCAGACAGUGGAGACCACGGGAUGGAAGCCCUCGUGGUCACAAUUGAUAUAAUGGGGACCGAUGUCCACAGAGUUAUGGUGAACACGGGGAGCAGUGUGAACGUCCUUUAUUUGGACGUAUUUGAGAAGCUAAAGUUGGACAAACAAGAGCUGAUUCCGGUCGGCAUACCCUUGUCAGGAUUCACCGAGGCCCUCAUACGCCCCGAAGGGAAAAUUAGGCUCCCGGUCGAAAUCGGUACUCCGCCCAAAUCUGUGAAGACCGAGUUAGAAUUCGUUGUGGUCAAUUUGCAUUGCGUCCACAAUGUUAUCUUGGGCCGACCGGCCAUCAUGAAGGUCGGCGGGAUCAUUUCCUGCCCCAUCUAUGCAUGA
This is a messenger RNA of Ipomoea nil (Japanese morning glory), 1098 nucleotides long. RefSeq lists its product as uncharacterized. The transcript has a single exon. Bases 1 to 1098 code for a protein of 365 amino acids. The record is from RefSeq and is a predicted model, not a curated record. Lineage: Eukaryota; Viridiplantae; Streptophyta; Magnoliopsida; Solanales; Convolvulaceae.